Metarhizium robertsii ARSEF 23 is the source of this 390-nucleotide messenger RNA. RefSeq lists its product as uncharacterized. The coding region runs from base 1 to 390 and encodes 129 amino acids. The record is from RefSeq and is a predicted model, not a curated record. Lineage: Eukaryota; Fungi; Ascomycota; Sordariomycetes; Hypocreales; Clavicipitaceae. The transcript is spliced from 2 exons. Gene Ontology annotation, cellular component: nucleus.
AUGAAUGCCUCUUUAGCCGCGGUUCCCGAGCUCAUUAAUGCCGAGGCUGCCGUAGAGGACAAGGAACCGUACGAGUUUUCGCAAUACCUGAUUCUGUCCAAGACCUAUCAGGAGGUUGUGUCGACGCUGGAUGUGGAGAGCCGCAAGAAGAAAAAGGCCAAGGAGGAGGAGUCGACAUUCUUUUUCCAACCUGAGGAGGAGGUGCUGCUGAAGCACGCGCUGGCGUAUGGGAGCUACUCUUAUAUCAAGGAAAACGACUCGGUGGCCGACAGCAAACGAGCAUUCCAGCAGGCGGGCAUUAAACCCGUCGGACACAUGAUUUUGAUUGAAGCGAGCAAGUUCCCUGGCGCUGUCAAGGCCAUCACCCACUACUUACAGCCACAGCUGUAG